UCACUUUUUCAAUGCCGCCGAAACGCGCUGCAAAGACGGCAGCCAAGGUCGCGCCUGCCAAAGUUCCAGCAACCAGAGCCACUCGAUCACGCGCGCAAAAGACAACUCCGCCUGUGGAAGAAGAGCCAGAAGUCAGUAGUGCUGCGCGCAGUACCAGGUCACGUAGAUCUGCUGCCUCCGGGCAAGACGCACCCGCCCAAGACAAGGAACAAAGGGAGGAAGCAGCCGCGACACGCGAUGCGAAACCACAACCACGCACGAAACCGCGUCCUACGACGCUUGGUCGCCGCCCCCGAGAACCUCAAGCGAAUCAGGGUGUCCUGGACAAGUUGAAGGCGCGCAUGGAAGAGGACCGCAGGGUCAUAAAAGCUGGACUCGUACCACAAUCUGCGCCAGAGAUCCAAUCGCAUGAGGCCGAGCGCGUAGUCCGUGAGGCUACCAACAACGUUGAAGAUGCUGCACUGGUGCCUGCCCGCGCUGCUCCACGAUCACCGUCUCCAGUCAGACAAACAGCAGUCCCUGGAACAGCAGUCAAGGCGCCUGCUAGUGUCGUGCGUCCGCAAUCUGCUGUGAAGAUGCAGAGCACACCUGGCGCAGAAUCUUCCGUUCUGGCCUUGCAGAACUUCAGACGCCGCGCCCGUCAGCCUAGUUUGCUGCAGAUGGUACAGAAUCCUGAACUUGCUGGUACUCCGAUUGACGACACGACCGAUUUUACUCUGGGUAGCUUGGGCGAUGAGGACGACUUUGCACCAGAUGACGAGGGUACGCCUCUGCAAAUCUCGAAAGGCCGACCGAUCGAAGUCGAGACAGAGCCGGAAGAAGACGAGCCUGAGGAGGAAGUUGUGCAAGAGCAGGAAAAGGCCAAGACACCAGAGCCUACAUUGCCCAAUUCUGACGAUGAGUUCUAUGGUGCGACGCCAGUCAAGACAACACAACGGCAGACCCGCAAACGCAAAUCGGAUGCCAUCGAAGAGUCCGAACAAACCAAGAAGGUCAAGCCCUUGACAACAGCAACAUUGCGAGCCAUGCUACCCAAACGUCGUGCUCAACGGAAAGACGAAUUCGACUUUACCUCCUCCUCAGCACACGAAGCUUCUUCCUCGGCCUUCGAAGACGAAAAGCGCAAAAGGCAAGAACAAAAAAAGCCUGCUGUGGCCAAGAAAGCUGCACCCGUAAAGCCAAAGAAGACGACCGCUGCAGCGACAAAAAGGACAUCACGAACUUACGCCCGCAGCAAUAAAGAGAAUGAUCCUGUACACAUCUCUUCUGGUUCUUCAAGUCUGUCUGAGCUCAACAGCGAUGAAGUCGAAGCAGACGAAACUGCAGACACGAGCAUUGAUACCAUCAAAGGCUCCAAAUCUGACGAGAAACUAUCGGACGAGUUGAGGAAGGCGAGGGAGAAGUUUGCAGAGGUCGAUGAUUGGGAAAUGGAGUUUGAGAGUGCGAGUUUAGGGGCUGGUGGGGGAAGUAGUCCAUGGCGG
Messenger RNA from Aureobasidium uvarum, 1481 nucleotides. Lineage: Eukaryota; Fungi; Ascomycota; Dothideomycetes; Dothideales; Saccotheciaceae. The record is from the annotation of a GenBank genome assembly.